CAGUAGUCUCCCGUUAAUUCACCCUCUAUCUCUCUCUCUCUCUCUCUCUGUAUGUGGUAUGAGAGGUUGCACAUCAGUACCGUUUUAGAUUCUGGAAAACACAAGAGGGGUAGACUAAAAAAAAAAGUCUUGGUAUCAACCAACAGGAGGGAGGUCAUACCUAGUUUAACAAAUUCAACAGAAUAUUGAUUCUCAGGAAUUAUUAUUGCUCUUCAUUUUCUUUCAAACUGGCUUGAUGUGAAAGGUAAGAGCCACUAGUAAUACCUAGCUGGACUACUGAUGCUGUGUUUUGAUACAGCAGCAAUCCAUUUCACUGGGAAACCUUCUCGGAUGAACUUUGUUUUUUUUUUCACUGAGGCACUGAUUUUGCUGCAGUUCUUAAUGUUGGAAUAAAAGGGAAGAUAUAAAAAUGAGUGAGGAAGCCAAAGAAAAGGGUGCCGCCAAGCUUGCUCACAGGAAAAAGAAAGGCAAAAAGUCUGACAGCAAUGCCAGUUACCUGAGAGCCGCACGGGCUGGAAACUUAGAAAAGGCCCUUGACUAUCUGAAGACUGGGGUCGACAUCAACAUCUGUAACCAGAAUGGGUUGAAUGCUCUUCACCUUGCUUCCAAAGAAGGCCACGUAGAGGUUGUUGUCGAGCUGAUAAAGCAGGGAGCUAAUGUGGAUGCAUCAACAAAGAAAGGAAACACUGCGCUACAUAUAGCCUCAUUAGCUGGACAGAACGAGGUGGUGAAAGAGCUGGUCACGAACGGAGCGAAUGUGAAUGCCCAAUCACAGAAUGGCUUCACACCGUUGUAUAUGGCAGCACAGGAAAACCACCUUGAAGUCGUCAAGUAUCUCCUUGACAAUGGCGCCACUCAAAGCAUUGCAACAGAGGAUGGUUUUACACCUCUGGCAGUUGCUCUGCAGCAAGGCCAUGACCAGGUGGUGUCUCUCUUGCUGGAGAAUGACACCAAAGGGAAGGUCCGGCUCCCCGCUCUUCACAUCGCAGCCCGCAAAGACGACACCAAGGCGGCCGCACUGCUUUUACAGAGCGAUCACAACGCAGACGUGGAGUCCAAGAUGGUGGUGAAUAGAACGACGGAGAGUGGCUUUACCCCGCUUCAUAUAGCUGCUCACUAUGGAAAUAUCAAUGUUGCCACACUGUUGCUCAACCGAGGUGCUGCUGUAGAUUUCACAGCGAGGAAUGACAUCACACCUCUGCAUGUUGCUUCAAAGAGAGGCAAUGGCAACAUGCUCAAGCUGUUGUUGGAGCGAGGAUCCAAAAUUGAUGCCAAAACAAAGGACGGACUGACCCCCUUACACUGUGGAGCACGAAGUGGCCAUGAACAAGUUGUAGAAAUGCUGCUUGAUCGUGGGGCCCCCAUUCUAUCCAAAACAAAGAAUGGACUGUCUCCACUACACAUGGCGACACAAGGGGAUCAUCUCAACUGCGUUCAGCUUCUGCUUCAGCAUGACGUGCCUGUUGAUGAUGUCACAAACGACUACUUGACAGCACUGCAUGUUGCCGCACACUGUGGUCACUAUAAGGUUGCCAAGGUCCUCUUAGACAAAAAGGCCAACCCGAAUGCCAAAGCACUGAAUGGUUUCACACCACUCCAUAUCGCCUGCAAGAAGAACCGUGUUAAAGUGAUGGAACUUUUGCUGAAGCUUGGAGCAUCGAUCCAAGCUGUUACUGAGUCAGGGCUAACACCAAUUCAUGUUGCUGCCUUUAUGGGACAUGAAAAUAUUGUGGCACAGUUAACACACCACGGAGCAUCUCCAAAUGCAACCAACGUGAGAGGAGAAACAGCACUCCACAUGGCUGCCAGGGCAGGACAAGCUGAGGUUGUUAAAUACCUUGUGAAGAACGGAGCUCAGGUUGAGGCGAAGGCUAAGGAUGACCAGACUCCACUGCACAUCUCUGCUCGCCUGGGAAAGGCUGAUAUUGUUCAGCAGUUGUUACACCACGGAGCAUCUCCCAACGCUUCCACGACUUCGGGUUACACUCCACUACACCUGGCCGUCCGUGAGGGGCAUGAAGACGUGGCCUCGGUCCUGCUGGAGCAGGGAGCCUCCCUGGCCAUCAACACAAAGAAAGGAUUUACUCCUUUACACGUGGCAGCAAAAUACGGGAAAAUUGAAGUUGCCAACCUUCUACUUCAAAAAUCCGCGUCUCCUGAUGCAGCAGGGAAGAGUGGUUUAACUCCACUGCAUGUAGCAGCACACUACGAUAACCAGAAAGUGGCACUUCUUCUCCUGGACCAGGGAGCCUCCCCACACGCAGCAGCAAAGAAUGGCUACACUCCAUUGCAUAUUGCUGCAAAAAAGAAUCAAAUGGAUAUUGCCACAACCCUGCUGGAAUAUGGGGCUGAUACAAAUGCAGUUACCCGGCAAGGCAUCAGCCCUGUACACCUGGCAGCACAGGAAGGGAAUGUGGACAUGGUCUCUUUGCUGCUUGCCAGGAAUGCCAACGUCAAUCUUGGCAACAAGAGUGGUUUGACGCCUCUCCAUUUAGCUGCUCAAGAAGACAGAGUAAAUGUUGCAGAGGUUCUUGUCAACCAAGGGGCGACAGUUGAUCCGCAGACAAAGAUGUGUUACACUCCAUUACAUGUCGCAUGUCACUAUGGGAAUGUGAAGAUGGUAAACUUCCUUUUGCAACAGCGCUCUAAAGUCAACGCCAAAACCAAGAAUGGGUACACUCCCCUCCAUCAAGCUGCCCAGCAAGGACACACCCAUAUCAUUAAUGUCCUGCUGCAACAUGGCGCUUCCCCUAAUGAGCUGACUGUGAAUGGCAACACUGCACUGUCCAUCGCCAGGAGACUUGGCUACAUCUCUGUGGUGGACACACUGAAGGUGGUAACAGAAGAAACACUGACCACUACGACUGUGACAGAAAAGCAUAAAAUGAAUGUUCCUGAAACAAUGAACGAGGUCCUUGAUAUGUCAGAUGAUGAAGUUCGUAAAGCCAAUGUUCCUGAAAUUCUCAAUGAAGCUGAAUAUAUUUCAGAUGUUGAAGAAGGUGAGGAUGCAAUAACUGGAGAUACUGACAAAUACCUGGGACCCCAAGACCUGAGAGAGCUGGGCGACGACUCUCUUCCUCAGGAAGGGUAUAUGGGCUUCAGCAUUGGAGGUCGCUCUGCCAGCCUCCGCUCCUUCAGUUCGGAUAGGUCUAACACCCUGAACAGAAGCUCAUUCGCCAGGGACAGCAUCAUGAUUGAAGAGAUCCUAGCCCCACCGAAGGAUACGCACCUGACAGUGACCAAGGGGUGUGACUCAGAUUCGCUGAGACGCUAUAGCUGGGCAGCAGAUGCCCUUGACAAUGUGAACCUUGUUUCCAGCCCUAUUCAUUCUGGCCUUUCCUCUCCACUUCCCCAGUAUGACUCAAGGUUUCUGGUCAGCUUCAUGGUUGACGCCCGUGGUGGUUCGAUGAGGGGCAGUCGCCACAAUGGCAUGCGGAUCAUUAUCCCUCCUCGGAAGUGCACGGCACCCACACGCAUCACCUGCCGACUGGUUAAGAGACACAAGCUUGCCAGCCCCCCGCCCAUGGUUGAGGGAGAGGGACUUACCAGUCGGCUUGUGGAAGUUGGGCCUGCAGGGGCACAGUUUUUGGGCCCUGUGAUAGUGGAAAUCCCCCAUUUUGGAUCAAUGCGAGGCAAAGAGAGAGAACUGAUUAUACUCAGGAGUGAGAACGGAGAGACUUGGAAGGAGCACCAGUACGACUGCAAGUCAGAAGACUUGAAUGAGGUUCUGAACGGAAUGGAUGAAGAACUUGACAGCUCGGAUGACCUGGAGAAGAAACGCAUUUGUCGAAUCUUCACUAAGGAUUUCCCCCAGUACUUUGCCGUGGUCUCUCGCAUUAAACAGGAGAGCAAUCAGAUGGGCCCUGAGGGGGGUGUCCUCCACAGCAUUACUGUGCCAAUGGUGCGGGCGUCUUUCCCAGAAGGGGCCUUGACCAAGAAAAUCCGUGUUGGUCUUCAGGCUCAGCCAGCCCCGGAUGAAAUUGUCAAAAAGAUUAUUGGAAAUAAAGCCACGUUCAGCCCGAUUGUAACCGUGGAACCCAGGAGGAGGAAGUUUCAUAAACCCAUCACCAUGACGAUUCCUGUGCCUCCUGCCUCUGGAGAAGGCGUAACCAAUGGAUACAAAGGAGACACCACUCCUUGUCUGAGACUCCUGUGCAGUAUAACGGGGGGCACCUCACCAGCCCAGUGGGAGGAUAUUACUGGAACCACCCCACUGACGUUUGUGAACGAAAGCGUUUCUUUUACAACGAAUGUUUCUGCCCGAUUUUGGCUCGCAGACUGCCACCAAGUCCCAGAAACUGUUGGGCUAGCGACGCAACUUUACAGAGAGUUAAUCUGUGUUCCCUACAUGGCCAAGUUUGUUGUAUUUGCCAAAAUGAAUGAUCCUGUAGAAUCCCGCCUGCGAUGCUUUUGCAUGACGGAUGACAAAGUGGACAAGACAUUGGAACAGCAGGAGAACUUUGAAGAAGUUGCCAGAAGCAAAGACAUUGAGGUUCUGGAAGGAAAACCAAUCUACGUCGAUUGCUAUGGCAAUCUGGCUCCUUUGACUAAAGCAGGACAGCAGCUGGUGUUUAAUUUUUAUGCAUUCAAGGAGAACAGACUGCCUUUCUGCGUGAAGGUACGAGACAAUAGUCAAGAGCCAUGUGGGCGAUUAUCGUUCCUAAAAGAGACGAAAAUCACAAAAGGAGUACCCCAGGCAGCGGUCUGCAACUUAAACAUUACACUGCCAACCCACAAGAAGGAAACCGAGUCAGAUCAAGACGAUGAGACUGAAAAACCAGAAAGACGCCAUGCCUUUGCAUCUUUAGCCUUACGUAAGCGCUACAGCUAUCUGGCUGAGCCUGGAAUGAAAACAGUUGACCGAAGUGCAGGAACAGCAAGAACACUGCCUGCUGCUUACGCUUACAAACCUGUCUUUUCAACACGAUCUUACCAGGCAUGGUCAACUGCUCCAAUUACCGUACCUGGGCAAGCGAAAUCUGGAUUCACAUCCUUAUCCAGCUCCUCUUCAAACACUCCAUCUGCUUCGCCAUUAAAGUCGGUCUGGUCUAUUUCUUCAGCAUCUCCAAUCAAGUCCACAUUCGGAGCUUCUACUGCAUCUUCAGAUAUAGCAUCUCCAAUCAGGUCAUUUAGAUCAAUUUCCUCACCAAUAAAGACUGUAGCGCAGCAAGCCCAAUACCCUGUUCAGAUGUCUACAACUUUAAUGUCUUCGCCUGGCAAAUCCUCAUUAGUGUCAGAAGCUGCCUCUGUAAAAGGACUUGCUGCUUCCCUUUCUUCAAGGACUUCCCCAAUCUCUACAGCAGGGUCUUUACUAGAAAGAUCCUCAAUCACUAUGACCCCACCAGCUUCCCCUAAAUCCACAGUUAACAUGUUUGCUUCAACAUUGCCAUUUAAAUCAGUUAUGACUUCUGCAGCACCUAUCACGUCUUCUGCUGUAAAGUCAAUAUCUGCCUUAUCUUCAAUUAAAUCCACAGCAGAUACCUCUGGUGCAUCUAAAGGAACGCCGACUUCCUCGAUGUCCUCUCCAGCUAAGUGUGCUGUAGCAUCUACUGGAACAAUGCUGCUUAACGGAUCAGUUUCACCAAUUAAAUACCCGUCAUCCUCAGCGACUAUUUUAAUCUCUGGAGUUACUUCUAGUUUGCAAGAAAAAAUACACGCAACAACACAAGCCGCAACCACAAGUGUCAGCGCUGCUAUUGAUGAAGUAGAAAAAACGUUCACUUCUGCCACUGCUCCUCUGAAAUGCAUGUCCUCUUCCACUUCCUCAGCUUUCCAGUCUGCCAGAGCUCCUGCAACAAGUUCCUUAUAUGCUUCUUUGCGAUCUACUUCUUCUUCAACAGCAUCUGUGACAUCUGCAACGAUUACUGUACCGGUAUAUUCGGUUGUGAAUGUUCUAUCGGAACCCCAACUCAAAAAACUGCCAGAGACAUCUGUUACAAAAUCAGCAGCUGCACUAUUGUCACCUAUUAAGACAUUGCCCACAGAGACACGAACACAGGCCCAGUCUUCGUUUUCAAGGACUUUGUCCCCAAUUAAAUCCUCCUUAUUCGUUUCCACCGCAGCACCUAAAUCAACCGCUGCAUCCACUUUAUCGUCAAGUCAGGAAAUACUGAAGGAUGUCGCUGAUAUGAAGGAGGAUCUAAUAAGAAUGACUGCUAUAUUGCAGACAGAUUCCUCCACGGCUAGUAAAACCAUCCACCCUGACGUGCCUAAGGAACCUAAAAUGGAAGAUGAGGAGCCAUUUAGAAUUGUUGAAAAGGUCAAGGAAGACCUUGUUAAAGUCAGCGAAAUCCUUAAGAAGGAUGUGACGUUUGUUGAUAAUAAAGACUCCUCUAAAGAGAACUCGCCAGAAGAAGACUGGGUUGAGUUUUCUAAAGAUGAAAUAGAGGAAGCCCAACAGAAUGCAAGGCAGUUUCUUCCAAGCUAUGAGACAGAAAGCGCUCAAGCAAAAACCAAAUCCAUUUCCGAAAAAGACUUUAACUUAUCAAAGGUAGUUGAUUAUUUGACAAAUGACAUUGGUGCUAGCUCUCUCUCAAAAAUAUCAGACAUUAAAUACAGAUACGAUGAAGUAAAGAAAGAGGGGGAAGAAAAGCAGAAACGUAUUCUAAAACCUGCUAUGGCUUUGCAAGAACACAAGCUUAAAAUGCCACCCUCAAGUAUGCGUUCUUCUGCUUCUGAGAAAGAAUUAUGCAAACUUGCAGAUGCCAUCUAUGGAAUAGAUGCAAUAUUAGAGUCUCCUGAUGACUUUUCGCAACACGACCAAGAUAAGAGCCCGCUGUCUGACAGUGGCUUUGAAACAAGAAGUGAAAAGACCCCAUCAGCACCACAAAGUGCCGAGAGCACUGGACCCAAACCAUUAUUUCAUGACGUGCCCAUUCCCCCUGUUAUUACAGAAACACGAACUGAGGUGGUCCGUGUUGUAAGAAGUUAUGAGCACUCCUCAGAUGAAACUCAGGAACCCCAAACAGAGGUAAUGGGGCCAUCGACAACACCUUCUAUGUUUGCAGAAUCUGAACAAAAGCAAAUUGGAUCUAUAAAAGACAAAGUUAAGGCUUUUCAGAUGAAAGUUAAUUCUGAGGAGGAUGACCACAAAUGUGUUGUAAGCAAGGGCAUGUGUGUUAAAGAAGAGACUCAUAUUACAACCACCACCCGAAUGGUUUACCAUAAGCCCCCCUGCAAAGAAAAUACUUCUGAAAGGAUUGAGGAAACCAUGUCUGUCAGGGACAUUAUGAAAGCAUUUCAGUCAGGGAGAGACCCCUCCAAAGAGCUAGCUGGUCUAUUCGAGCACAGGGCUGGUACUGAAUCCCCCAAGGGUGCUGAAACAAUACAGAGGUGUGCUGAAAAAGACACAUCAGCAAAACCCAAGAUAGAAAGACUAAUCGAGGUUCAUAUUGAAAAAGGUAACAAGGCCGAACCAACUGAAGUCAUCAUAAGGGAAACAAAAAAGCACCCUGAGAAAGAACGGUAUGUUUAUCAGAGAGAUCCAUUGCAGGGAGAUCAAGGGUUAAAAGAGCCGACAGACAAACUAGAUGCAGAUGAAGAAGCUCAACAGGAAGAGGAGGAGCUUACAGCAGAGGAAUCAAUUCCUUCUUAUUUAGAAUCUUCUAGAGUAAACACGCCUGUCUCCCAGGAAGAAGACAGUCGACCUAGUUCAGCACAGCUCAUGUCUGACGAUUCUUAUAAAACGUUAAAGCUAUUAAGCCAAAACUCUGUAGAAUACCACGACGAUGAGCUGUCAGAGUUAAGGGGAGAGUCGUACAGUUUUGCCGAAAAAAUGCUUCUCUCUGAAAAGUUAGAUAUAUCUCGUUCCGACACAGAGGACUCUAUGACUGACCAGACACAUGCUCGUAGUUCAGAGUUGCAGGGGGCUGGGAGGCAAUACAGUGAAAAAAUGCCCUCAGCUUCCAAGAAGGAAUUCCUAUUAAAGUCCUCAAAAGACACAUCAGAGAAUGGAGCAGGGAAAAUGACUAACCAAGAUGACCAAUACGACAAGCUCACAGUCUUGCACUGUACUGCAGAGCCAGGUAGUCCAAAGCAUGCACUGUGGAUGCGUUUCACUGAAGAUAGACUUGACAGAGGUAGAGAAAAACUCAUGUAUGAAGACAGAGUAGACCAGACUGUUAAAGAAGCAGAAGAGAAGCUGACUGAGGUUUCUCAGUUUUUUCGUGACAAAACAGAGAAACUGAAUGAUGAGCUCCAGUCUCCAGAGAAGAAGUCAAAAAAAAGAGAAGCCAGAGAAACCAGGUCGGGCCCCAGCUCUACCAGCGGUAGCCCUGAAAAGAUGCAGCUUAAUGAUGCAGGAGCCAGUGAGGAGUGGGGUAAGGCCAGGCUAAGAGAGCAGUCUGUGGGGAAAUUGUUUGGUAGCAGCUCUGAUGAAAGGAAAUGCACUAGCUUGCCAAACAGUCCUGAAAGGCGAGUAUUUUCACGGUUUACGGAAGAGAAAAAGAAACAGGAGGCAGACAGUGUUUCGCAAAGUAAACCAGGUGAGGCUUCCCAGCCUUUUCAACUCAAACAAUCAAAAGUGAGCUCGGUAAGACUAAAAUUUGAACCAGAUCAGUUUCAGCAGCCACAUCAAGAAAAGGGUCCACAGUUGGGUCAGUCAAAACCCCCAGUGAAAAAGCUGCAGGAGAGCAAACUUCCAGUGUAUCAUGAAAAGGCUACUCGAAAUAAAGAAAUAGACAGUUCAAAAGAAACACCUGCCCCUGCCCGAGGUUGUGAUGGCUUUAAGUUAGAUAUUUCUUCUCCAGUUGCUCAGAAACUAACAAGAGAGAACCUGCCUCAGAAAGCCAUGUCUGAAACUACUUCUGUGAAACAUACACAAGGUGUUAAUGGCAAAGACUCUGAUUCACAAACAAAUGCAGAUAGGGAAAAAAAGAUUUUCAGGACUUGGGAAAGCCCUGGAAAUUUGAACCGUAAGUCACAGAAUGAAAAACUUACACAUACCCUUGUACAGGAUACAUUACAAGAUAGCAGUGACAAUGAUAGUAAGGAACCUGAAAAACACCAAGUGGUUUCAGUCACAGAAAAAGUGAGACAAUUUUCAAAAAACGGGUCUCCAAUUAAGGAGGCUGUAGUAACGUCUCCUUCAAAAAAAAUAAACUACAAAGAGCUUGUCAUUCAGGAAGAAGAUGACAACACCAGAACUUUAAAGAAAAAGACUGAAUCAAGUCCAUCGCAGAUCCCAGUUAGAAUGUCGGAAAGCAAUGGAAAUCAAACCAAAAGGCCAAAGCCAGAAUCAUUAAUCAAGCCCUCAGACAGAAGUGGUUCGCAAAUACCAGCUCUAGUGAAAAACAGGUUUCAAACUAGCAAAGAAAGGAGUCCAUCUAAGGAUGAGAUGGAAUCAUCUGCAAGCAGAUCUCCAGAUUCUUUAGACUGUUGUCCCUGCUCGGUAGAAUGCAUAGAAAAAGUAGCUCCUUUAGUAACUGCUGAAAGCUUCAAAGAGAUUAAGACUUUACCUGUUUAUGUUAGUAUUGUCCAAGUAGGAAAACAGUAUGAAAAGGAAACUACAAAUGGGCAACUAAAAAUAGUUAGUCAAGAAAGCAGGACUGUGCAAGAGAGGGGGGGAUUUCAUACAGUAAAACAAAAACAGCUUCCGUCUCCUCAAGGUAGUCCAGAAGAUGAUACUUUGGAGCAAGUCUCUUUUUUGGACAGUUCUGGAAAGAGUCCCCUGACACCUGAAACACCUAGUUCUGAGGAGGUGAGCUAUGAUCUCACCUCCAGAACUCCUGAUUCGCUUAUAGGUUUUAUACCAGGUAAACCUAGUCCUAUUCCAGAAGUGUCUGAAGAAUCAGAGGAGGAAGAACCUUGCAAGGCUUUUUCAUUUAAGGAAUCUCCACCAGAAAGGACUAAAUCUUCUACCUCAGUGCCCACAAAUGGAAGUAAGGAAUGUGGAAAAACAACAAAAGAUAAGCGAAUUGCUUACAUUGAGUUUCCUCCACCUCCUCCAUUAGAUUCGGAACUAUCAGAUGCAGAAAAGAAGGGGUCCCACCAUUCCACUGACACUGAGACAGAAAUGAUAGAAGUCAACCUCCAAGAAGAACAUGACAAGCACCUUUUAGCUGAACCAAUUAUAAGAGUUCAGCCGCCAUCUCCUCUACCUCCGGGAGCUGAUGAUAGUGACUCAAGUGAUGAUGAAUCUGUCUUUCAACCAAUUCCAUUUAGGAAGUACACCUUCAAGAUCAAGGAGGACGAAGAGGAGCAUCAAGCUAUAGCUAAAGCUAAGAAAAUAGAGCAAAAUGGAAACUAUAAAGAAUCUAAUGCCAACAGGGGUGGGAAAGGAGAUGAUGUUGAGUGUGAACAAAAUGGGAAUGACCAAUCGAUAACCGACUGUUCAAUCGCAACCACAGCAGAGUUUUCACAUGACACAGAUGCCACAGAAAUUGACUCUCUGGAUGGCUAUGACCUACAAGAUGAAGAUGAUGGCUUGAGUGAACAAGACCUGAAACCUGCAAAAGAGGGUAAAAUAGGUGUCUGGGCCUCAGAAGGGAUGCUGAAGUCAAGUGACCGCUCCUUUAGCCAAAGUAAGCUUGAAGUCAUUGAAGAAGAAGGUAAGGUAGCAAACGAGGAUGUCAAAAAAGGGACAAAAGGUAUUUCUUCGGACAAGAAAUCUGAAGAUGCAACAUACACCAAUGGCCAGGAUUUCACCUUGGAAGGAAGGCCCCCUGAAAGACAUGGCUUUGCUGAUACCUACUUUAGUUACAAGUUGGAGGAAGAGUUUGCAACCCCGUUUAAAACCGUUGCAACAAAAAGCCUAGAUUUUGAUCCAUGGUCAAGCAAAGGAGGCGAGGAUGAAGUCUUUGAUGCUAGGAUUAAAGAUGAUUCCAAGCCUUUUGGUUUAGCUGUAGAGGACAAGUCUCAAGUAACAACACCAGACUCAACCCCUGCCAGAACCCCAACUGAUGAAAGUACUCCAACUAGCGAGCCUAAUCCCUUCCCAUUUCACGAAGGGAAGAUGUUUGAGAUGACUCGCAGUGGUGCAAUUGACAUGAGCAAGAGGGAUUUUGUUGAAGAAAGGCUUCAGUUUUUUCAGAUUGGUGAGCAUACUUCUGAAGGGAAGUCAAAGGGGGACAAAGGGGAUGGGGUUAAAACGACAGGUGUAGCCACUACACAACCACAGUCAUGGGAAACAACUAAAGAAAUAAAGGUAGAAGCCCCCAAAAAAAUUAUAACAACUGAGGUUGUGCUUAUCCAGACUAGCACUGAGUGCCUGGACACAUCGUCAGGCAGCCACAUAGUGGAGAAUUCCUCCUGUACUGUAACUACCUCUAAAGUUGAUUCUAAAUUACGUACUCCUAUUAAAAUGGGAAUCACUGCUUCUAUGACUAUAAAAAAAGAUGCUGGUUCUUCAGAUGACUAUAAUGCUGAGGCUGUUACACCAGAUUAUCACAUUUUAGACAGCACAGACUUAGAAACACAUACAUAUACUAAAACAGAUUAUAGUGAGGAAAUAAAACAGCAACCAGAAAGGAAAGAGUUUCUGAAAGAUAACUGUAACAAUAACAACAACAUUGAUUCAUUAAUUUUUUUUGCAAACUUCAACCAGUUUGACAGUGUAGUGUUUAAUUUGCAAUCCACACCUGAGCCUUCAGUGUUAAACAUUAAUCUUGGAGAAAGCUUGCUUGGUAGGGAGUCAGGGAAAAUAAAGGACAGCAAUGACCAAUGUGAACAUAGAGAGCAACACAAACCAGAAGUGAAACAGCCCAAAUCAAGGCUACCAGUCAAGGCCUCUCGCUCCCAAAAUACUCAGAAGACAGUGAAGAAUAGGUUGAAACAGCCAGCCAAGACCGAUGCAAGAAAAAGAGUAGACACCAGUGCAUGUUUGGAACCCAGAUCGAGAAUCCCAAUCAAAGAUAUUACUAGGAGUAACAUGAGCACUCCUAUAACAGUGCAGAUCUUAUCCAGACCAGCAAAGACAGAGAAAGAAAAAGCUAGGCAGUUACCUUCCAGGCUACCAGUUAAAGACAGAACUAGCUGCAGUGCCAGCACAGUUAUUGAAACAAGCAGAGAUCAGCUGAGUGAGGUGUGUAAGCGUUCAAUUGAAUAUUUUAAGGAAAUUAGUGGCGAGACAUUAAAACUCGUGGACCGCCUUUCUGAUGAAGAGAAAAAGAUGCAGUCAGAAAUGUCUGAUGAUGAAGACAGCACGUCAAGAAGCACGACAAUGUCAGAAGCUGCUCAAGUAUGCCAACCCUCCAUUCCCUCGAGGUCUGCUAGAGACUUGAAAACUGAGGCAGCGCCUAUAAAAUCAAAGGUUCAAAAGGCCGACAGUGAGAGAAGGAGAAGUAGGAGGACGGGUGGAAAUGAAGGCAGUCAGGUUUCUGGGCCUCACGUGGCUCACAUCGUGGAGAUCAAGCCUAGUCCACAGAGUCCCUGUGAGAGGACUGAUCUAAGAAUGGCAAUUGUAGCCGAUCACCUGGGUCUGAGCUGGACUGAGCUGGCGAGAGAAAUGGAUUUCUCAGUCGAUGAAAUAAACCACAUUCGAGUGGAGAACCCCAACUCAUUGAUUGCACAAAGUUUCAUGCUAUUAAAAAAAUGGGUUAGCAGAGAUGGAAAAAAUGCUACAACUGAUGCCUUAACUGCUGUGCUGACAAAGAUCAAUCGGAUGGAUAUUGUGACCUUGCUGGAAGGCCCAAUAUUUGAUUAUGGUAACAUUUCAGGCACAAGAAGUUUUGCAGAUGAUAGCGCUGUUUUCCUGGAUCAGGCUGAUGGUUACUGCGACAUCCAAAGGGAACUUCAGACUCCCACUGAGCUGAAUUAUGUGCCCCCCACCCCUCUCCGGAAAGAUGAUUUUUUUAGAGAUAUGUGUAGCGUAGACUCUCCUUUUAGAACUCCCAGUAGACCCAGCAAUCUUUCAUUGUCUCUGGAAUCACAAAGCUGCUCUACUGCUGGUAAGCCGCCCGUAGUUGCUGCAGAAGAUACUUCCUUGGGAGAUCGGCGGUUUGAUGGCUCAGACGUGCCUUGUCAAGAAAGAGACAAAUCUGUCACUGAUCAGGAUGAGGACCAUAAAGACAGAUCAGAUGAUCACGAAGAGGACAAUGAAGAUCCAGGAGUCGCCAAAAUGCACAGCACAUUUUUGGAGAGACUGCAGCAAGAGGAUGACGAGCCCCAAUCAGUGGAAUCGGACAUGGCUCGACCCGUUCUAGUUUACUCGGAGGAAGAAGGCAGUGGGUCUGGUUCUGAGGAGGAGGAGGAGGAGGAGGAGGAGGAGAUGGAGAUGAUAGAAACAAAAAUGAAGUCUCUUCUGCAAGACCUGAGACUGGAGGAAGGUGAAGAGGGUGAGGAGAUGACAGAGGAGAAAGUGCAGUCUAUUUUAAAACCAGUGCAACAAUCAGAAAAAGAAAUGUCUUCAAUUCCAGGUUGGAACAACGAGUCGUCAAGUGUACAUGUGGAGCCCCCAACUCCGGGUCGCAGUUUAAGCUCUGACUUGCUAGAUCGACAGGAAAGCAGCCAAGAGCAGUCCAGUGACUCCAUGACCUCAUCCUCUAAUGGACACACAGGGAAGCUCAAGCAGAAUGGCGAGCGUGCGGACCUGUCCUCCCCACUGUCAGUGACUACACCUGUGGUGCAGGAACCUGCUAAUGGAGUGAAAGGUCCGAUCCAGAGAGAAGCACAGAAGCAGAAAGUGCCGAAGGGUUCAGUGCGAAUUGAAGAGCACACGGGGCUGAGCUACCCCAGAUGCCAAGAAGAGACGACAAAGCCUAUUGUGGAAGAGCCAGUGACACCCUCGUCUGUCAGUGGUAAACGAACAAGCUGGGACUCACCAGAAGAUGACAAACCAGGACCAAGCACAAAGGAGGAAGUCACUCUGAUAUCCAAGCACAAAGUGCAGGCGCAUAGGGAUAGUGAAUCGAGCUCGGAUGAAGAACAGACUGUCACCACCAGAGUUAUCCGGAGACGGGUGAUUUUAAAGGGAGAGCAAGCAAAAAACAUUCCUGGUGAAUCAGUCACAGAAGAACAGUUCACAGAUGAAGACGGCAACAUCAUAACGAGAAAAAUCAUCAGGAAAGUAAUCAGACGUGUGGUUACUGCAGAGGACAGAGAACUUGAAAAAGGGAGAAAGGAACGAGACUACAAAGAAACGCUAAACAUAGAGGAGGAGGACUAUUCUAAAUACUCAGAAACCCAAACUACACAGCCGGAGCAGGGUGAAGGACACAAGAUUAAAGUGAAAAAAGAAGUCCGACAUGUAGAGAAAAAGAUCCAUUCAUAAUGUUCACUGUGCUCCCUAAAGGUACACAUACUGUAUCAGAAUCCUGGGCAGAGAAUACUGGAAAUAAAACCUGAUGAUCUAAGAAAUCACCACAAUACAGUGUGUCUGCUGCUUCCACACAUUAACGCAUGGUUUUUCGCAAGAGGACAUUUUGAUUUAGCAUGAGCAUGGAAACUCACUUUCUUUCAAUGAACUGGAGCAUUAUAAUUAAUAACAUGAUGUGCCAUGGUGUUAAAAAUACUCUCUUUUCAGUUGAAAUGGUGUCAAUCAAAAAUGAAAACAACAAAAUAAAACAAGAACAUUUACUGUGACCAAAAGAUGGCACAAAAGAAAACAGAUGGGUGAUAUAGGAGGGACUCUUUUUUGAAUCACCAACUACAACUACUGCACUCGCCUUAUAUCUUUCUUGGACCCAUAAUGUCAGGGUGAAAAAUUCAGUUUGUUUCUUUUUAACAAAAAUGAUCAGUGAUUUUGCUGUAUAUAAAUUACACUGUGUAAAUUCUACAAUAAGUAGCUCACAUAUUACGAAGGCACUGACUUAAAAGAACAUUACAAGUGCUUUGAAAUGAAAUGGCAAUGUUGUAGUGGGUCCACUUUUACAGAAAAAAAAAGGUUUGAGUGUAACUUUACAGAUUCUUGUAUAAUUAUUAGCAGGUAUAAUGUUUGUAAAUGAAAAAAAUGAAAAAAUAGGCUUGAUUUUAACAGAAGAAAAUGUUUUCUUUACAAUCUGCAGCAACUUUCAAUAAUUCCCCAAAUGGGAAUACCUGUAGUUCUGUGAAAACUUUUCUUCAGAGUACUAAUAUUUUGAUGCAUGCGAUUCACCUUAUUUUAAUUACAAUUUUUCUAAGUUUGAAAACUCUAUAAUAAUAAAUAGGAAUAACAACACAUUUUAUCAGUGUAAACAAAUAGCCCUAACAUGUGUCACUGUCUGCAGUUUUUUUAAGAAAAAUACCCUAGACAUUGAUUAUCCAACACGCAAAACAAGGAGGUGGCUAGGGGCACUUAAUUUUACUUGCUUAAAGAAAGGAUAACUGCUUGCAAAUGAAUAAAACGAAGUGCUGCUUUGGCAGGCACAGGCUUGAAAUCUAUGAAAGAAAAAUGAUCCGAAUGUAUAUGUGAGUAGACUGGCACGCUGUAAAAUUAUAAUUGUAUCAUGUGUAUUGGCUAUAAGGUGUAGAAUCUUUCUAUAAGCCGAUCAUUAGUUAUCAUUCUAGCAGUGUAAUAAUAGGUUUUAAAGGCUGCUGUGGUUAAAAAGGGGGCAUUUUUAUUUGGGUUUUGGUGAAAUAUUUCCUUUUGUUGAUUCUGUUCAUAUGAGGACACCUAAGGCAUUUGUUGAUAGUAGCGCUAAUAACAUAUGUAUUGGAAAAUAAAAAAAACAUCAAACACUGGAUGAUCUAGUUGAUUAUUUAAGCAUAAAAUAAAUUGUCUUUAAACUCUG
This is a messenger RNA of Acipenser ruthenus (sterlet), 15644 nucleotides long. Its product is annotated as ankyrin-3-like. Gene Ontology annotation, biological process: signal transduction; regulation of cardiac muscle contraction; protein localization to T-tubule. The transcript is spliced from 49 exons. Lineage: Eukaryota; Metazoa; Chordata; Actinopteri; Acipenseriformes; Acipenseridae. The coding region runs from base 410 to 14206 and encodes 4598 amino acids. Gene Ontology annotation, cellular component: T-tubule. Gene Ontology annotation, molecular function: protein binding. The record is from RefSeq and is a predicted model, not a curated record.